CAUGCUUUUCCUUCCUCCUCCAUUGUCUCAGAGCAAAGAGGCAGCGAACAAAGACACAGAGAAGUCACUCCAUGGCUGAUUGAGUACUACACGGAGAAAGAGGUGGUGCGAGUGGCCAUGAAGAUCCUGAGGGCCAGGGACAAGAAGGACCUGGCAGACAAACUACUCCAGGCGGCAAGGACAGAGGAAAAGGCUGGUGCCUCCCAGAUGCAAACUGUCCACAUUGUUGAUGAGGGCAUGACCCCGGAGAAGCCAAUGCGGGUGCGACCAUUCCAAGCUGUGCUGGAGAACCCCAGCUUCUCCUCCAUUGGACUUAUUUUGAUCUCUUCUACAUUUACAAUUAUUCCAAUCUACUCACUGGUGCAGCUGUAUUGGGCAUUCAGGGCCACAGACAGAACCCUCCACCUCUACCGGAUCCCCAAGAACCGUUCAGUAGAAAAGACAGUUGAAGAACACGAGAAGUGCCAGUCAAUUUCUUUGGACAAGCCUCCUCAGACCCAUAGAUCCCUGCACUUUGGAACUUGUCCUGGUGUGCCCAGUGUAUCGGAUGCCGUGAUAAAUCCAGCCGAUCUGAAAUUUACCUACAUAGGGCCUGAGAACUGGCAGCCCUACACCAGGGACAUGGAAGAGGGAAUGCAGAUCAGAUUAACAAAGCAAAAAUACUUCACAAGCGAAAGAGAAAGCAAACCUCUCUGGACUGCCUUUCUGAGAGCAGGGGAUGUGGAACAUCCUGCGUCAGUGUCUGAUCCUCCCACCGGCAGAAGUACAGGGAAAACAACAAGAGAUCUCCUGGUAAACACCUUGGAUGACUUGGGAGAGAGUGAGUUGAAGAACUUCAAGAGCAAACUGACCGACAUUGAUCUGAAGGAGGGAUACGACCACAUACCUAAAGGGAAACUGGAGAAUGCAAAGUCUAUAGAGGUCACUGACCUCUUGAUCGGACACUACACAAUGGAUUAUGUGAUGGAGGUGACCACAAUAGUGCUGGAAGCCAUCAAUCGGAAAGACCUGGCAAGGAGAUUAAGAAGUAUAACAAGGACUGGUGAGGAAUCAGCCUGGGCCUGGCCGUGCCUCCCUGUACCUCAAAAUGUUACCCAAAAAUACCCAUAUUCACCACUGUUAUAUAAUUAUGAUAAGUUUUGUACAAUGCAUACCUUGUGAGAUAUUUUAAGUCUUGAUUUCGUGAACAUUAAUAUCCUGUUGGAUUGUAUAUGUUCUCGUGGUAUGUGAAGUUAGUGAAGUUUUGCCAUGUGUCUGUCACUGAAAAUAUUGUGAGGUUGGGAACACCCCAACCAGCCUUUCAGGUACAACAAUGGAGAAGCCAAACAGUGGAUAACGAUUCAUCAACACCCAUCAAGGAAAGAAUCCACUAUCCCAGAAACUGUAAACAAUGGAGACUUCUCAAAGGGAUCAUGCAUAGAAUGGAGACUGCUUGAUGAAUGAGGGCUGUCUGUUCCCAAUGUCAUAGCAAAAGUUCUUUCCAGCAAGCUGGAAGAAACGAUAAAAGAUGGGAAGUGACAUGAUCACUUGGCCUUUCCCCCUUUCCUCCCAACUCAACACCUGGAGGAACGUCUGGAGGACAAAGAUGUUGAACUGGGGAAGGGCGGUCUCAGGCCGGAAAAGAGUCCCAGCCUGUGUAUUGGGGAUCUGUGACCUGUUUGUACCAUCCGUCAGGGUGAGACACUGCUUGAUUCAAAUCCUAUUUAGUGUGUAGAACUCAGAGUGCGAAUUUAUUUUUAUUUCUUAAGUAACCAACUUUGAUCUCUACACUUGCUACUGAUAAUCAUUUAAAAUCUACCCUUUUGUAGUCAAUAAACCUGUUUUAUAUUUUA
This is a messenger RNA of Dermochelys coriacea (leatherback sea turtle), 1832 nucleotides long. Its product is annotated as caspase recruitment domain-containing protein 8-like. NCBI's taxonomy places the organism in Eukaryota, Metazoa, Chordata, Testudines, Dermochelyidae. Gene Ontology annotation, cellular component: canonical inflammasome complex. The transcript has 6 exons. The coding region runs from base 118 to 1161 and encodes 347 amino acids. The record is from RefSeq and is a predicted model, not a curated record.